UCACAGUCAGGUUCAGUCCCUCCGUCUGUCGGUGUUGAUCCCACUCGGUGCAGGCUUCUCAGGACACCAGCCGUGAUGCAGCGGGCUUUGUUCAGCCGGAGCGCGCUGCUCGCCCAGCAGGCCCUCGACAGUCCGCUGGCCGCGAGGAGCGCGCCUCUGCUCCAGCGCCUGGACCGCUCCAUGUCCUCACUCUCCAUCCCGCCGCCAGCAUGCAUGCUGCGGCCGCUGGAGGCUCCUCUGCGUUACCUGUUCGGACCGGGACCCUCAAACGUUCCUCCACGUACUUUAGCCGCACAGGGCAGGCCGAUAAUUGGUCACCUGCAUCCAGAAAUGUAUGAGAUCAUGAAUGACAUCAAGCAAGGAAUCCAGUACAUCUUUCAGACCGAGAACAACAUGACUAUAGCCAUGAGCGGCUCCGGGCAUGCGGCCAUGGAGUGCGCGGUGUUCAACACGGUGGAGCCCGGAGAGAGCGUGCUCGUCGCCAUCAACGGGAUCUGGGGAGAGCGCGUGGCAGAAAUUGCAGAAAGAAUGGGUGCCAAUGUACAUAGAAUGGUAAAGACACCUGGAGGAUAUUUCAGCAAUAAGGAAAUUGAAGAGGCCAUGGCAAAACACAAGCCUGUCCUGUUCUUCCUCACACAUGGAGAGUCCUCCGCUGGCCUCUGUCACCCAGUGGACGGCAUUGGAGACAUCUGCAGGAAACAUAACUGCCUCUUUCUGGUUGACACAGUAGCGUCUCUUGGUGCGGCACCAAUUUUUAUGGACAAGCAAAAUAUUGAUAUCCUGUACAGUGGUUCUCAAAAGGCUCUGAAUGCGCCUCCUGGCACCGCACCCAUCUCCUUUAAUGACAGAGCAUGCCACAAGAUGUUUAACAGGAAAACAAAACCGGUAUCCUACCUAUUUGAUAUGACACAUCUGUCCAACUACUGGGGUUGUGAUGGCCAACCAGCCAGAGUGUACCACCACACUGGUCCAGUGUCUGGAUUCUUUGCUCUGAGGGAAGGUCUGGCAAUUUUGGCUGAGAAGGGGCUGGAGGAAUCCUGGAAGAAACACAAGGAGGUGGCAUCCUAUUUGUACAGAGGACUGGAGGACCUGGGCCUCAAGCUCUUCAUCCCUGAACGGGACCUGAGGCUUCCCUCUGUUACCACCAUCGCCAUCCCUGAUGGCUACAACUGGAGGGAGUUGCUGGCAUACAUGAUGAAACACCACCAGAUGGAGAUGACCGGAGGCCUGGGCCCUUCCAUUGGCAUGGUAAUGAGGAUCGGAUUGAUGGGAUACAACUGUGAGAAGCAUAAUGCUGACAUGGCACUGCAUGCCCUGGCAGACGCCCUCAAGAACUGCAAAAAGAGCAGGGCUUAAGACACCAAAUUCCCUGACCUCUCACUCUGUACUCAUUCAUUAAGGAAUCAAGAGUAAAUAUUCAGUUGCUGGACACCUGGAACAGUGCAUAAAGUUCAGGAUUUUUUCUGUGCAUUCCACUAUAUAGAGAUUUUAUUAAACAAAGACAAUGUGCCUUUAUUGUAUAAGUAGGUUAGUUUUCCAAUAAAGGAGCAGAUAUGUGAGAGCAUUGAAAGAUGUCAAUAAAGUGUGCUUUAAUUUAUCAAA
This is a messenger RNA of Centropristis striata (black sea bass), 1602 nucleotides long. It is a transcript of the gene agxtb, whose product is annotated as alanine--glyoxylate and serine--pyruvate aminotransferase b. Gene Ontology annotation, cellular component: peroxisome. The coding region runs from base 76 to 1356 and encodes 426 amino acids. Gene Ontology annotation, molecular function: L-alanine:glyoxylate transaminase activity; L-serine:pyruvate transaminase activity. The record is from RefSeq and is a predicted model, not a curated record. The transcript is spliced from 11 exons. Lineage: Eukaryota; Metazoa; Chordata; Actinopteri; Perciformes; Serranidae.